AUGGACGGCGAGCGCGCAGCCGCCCCGUCCGGCGAGUGCCUGCGCCAGCGCCACCCGGGGUUUGUGCCCAUCGUCUGCCUCGGGGAGGCCGCAGGGAGCGCCGACGAGCGGCCCGUGAGGCUCAAGCUGAUGGUCCGCGCCACGUACACGAUCUCGCAGCUCAAGCGGGACAUCUCGUGGCGCCUGCCCGAGGCGCCGGUGGACAGGCUCUGGCUCGGGCGCGAGCUGGCCCAGGACGACGCCGAGCUGGUCUCCGCGGUGGACGCGCGGCAGCGGGCGGAGGAGCAGCGCACGCGCAGACCGAGGAGCCCAGCGAGCCCGCGGACCGAGGCGAGGAGGGCGGCGGCCUGGCCAUGUUCCACCUCCCCGACGGGGACGAGGACGACGUCGGCUGCGGCGACUCCUCCGCCUGGGACGACGACAACAACGUCGCCGACAGGCUCCGGGAGAAGCACCCCGGCCGCCUGCCCGUGA
Prorocentrum cordatum is the source of this 474-nucleotide messenger RNA. The record is from the annotation of a GenBank genome assembly. Lineage: Eukaryota; Dinophyceae; Prorocentrales; Prorocentraceae.